Molecule: messenger RNA, 2725 nt
Organism: Syngnathoides biaculeatus (alligator pipefish)
Lineage: Eukaryota; Metazoa; Chordata; Actinopteri; Syngnathiformes; Syngnathidae
Gene: sspn
Product: sarcospan (Kras oncogene-associated gene)
Exons: 3
Coding region: 94-756 (220 amino acids)
Cellular component (GO): sarcolemma; dystrophin-associated glycoprotein complex
Source: RefSeq, a predicted model, not a curated record
GGGAGCAGGCAGGCGAGCUCGUCCAUUUUCAAACGGUGCCGAAAAUAUUGGUUAGAACUGAGUGCUACGAAUUGGUAGCUGGCGAUAGGCGACAUGGGCUGGAAAGGUUCCUCAGAGCAGAGGGAUGGUGACAAGAGGAGAGAAGAUUGCCAAACCCCAGAUGAUAAAGCCAAGUGCAGAGUGUGCCGCUUCCCUCUGCUUGUGGCCCUCUCGCAGCUGCUCCUGGGGGUGGCCGUCACAGUUGUGGCCUUCCUCACGCUGGCCAUCAGCCCUUCGCUUCUGGGCAGAGAGACGCCACACUGGGCUGGGAUCAUUCUGUGUCUGGUUUCCAUUGUGGGAUUCAUCCUGUACUGUGUCACCUAUCGCCCGGAUGAGCGCUCGACUGCGCAGUUCAUUGUCAAGCUCCUGUACUUCAUCUUGUGUACAAUUGGCCUGGUCAUAUCCGUGCUGGUUGUGGCCUUUGCCGGACACCACCACGCGCAGACCAGCAGCUUCAGCUGUCUGCCCGCUGUCGAGGCCUGCGUGUGCACGUCGGACCCCCGAGACCCCAUAGCUCGCACUUUCACCUACGAGGGCGUGCGUGACUGUCAGGAGAUCAUCGAGACACUCCCGCUCUACUACUUACUGCAGAUCGUGCUGAACCUGGCCCAGGCCUUCUUCUGUGCGCUGGCCGCCUUCAUCAUGUGGAAGCACCGCUACCAAGUCUUCUUCUCCGGCCUUCAAAUUGGAUCCUUCCGGCGGUGGAACAAGGUUUGAAUUGGCGGACUACAGGCGACACACUAACUCGGACUACAGUAUUUAUCACGAUGUCCUAGGCACCAUUUAUUAUUAAUAAAGUGCAUUUUUGUAUCACGUAUGUACGGUGCAACUAUUGAAAACGGUGAAUUGGUUCAGAUGAGUCAACGAAUCACACGCAAAUGUGCAUUCUGUAAAGGAUUUUGACUUGUGCAUUAUUUCCAAACAAGAUGUACAAUACUACAUACUCAAUGUGUUUGUGUUACAGAGCAAAAUGUACAACAUCAAACAGGCAUGUAAUGUGUUCAUAUUUAGUUUUGGUCUUAACUUUCUUAAGGUUACUGACUAUCUCACCUCGCAUGUCGUGGACAUAACCGACACUGCUUCAAGUAUUUCCCUUCUCCUCAUGCACGAUUGAAAAUCAAUGUGUGGUUUUUAAUUUAUUGUUAUACAGUCAGAAAGUCACAUUACUUGAGUGUUCUUUUCAGUGGCAUGUUGUUCAUUCGCUGUAUGUGUGAUGGUGGUGAAAACUGAACAAAUAAGGUAAACAUUUCAAAAUGUAUGGCAUGUUCAUUUUUAUCUAUUGUGUUUCUCCCACUAACUUGCAUGGUUUUCAUUUUGUGGCACAGUGAUCAAAACGGGGUACACGUGCACAAUAAAAUGAAUGAAUAAAUAUCAUCUAUUACUACAAGUUCCCACAAAAGGGAAGUGUAGUUUUAUGUAUUUAUUUAGUAAUACAGUGUGUUUAUUACCAAGGUUGUAGGUUGCUGGGUUGUAGAACUACACCGCUGGGAGAUUUUCACUAUGUAUAGCUAUAUUAGAAAGAUGUUUCUUGCUCAUUUUAAAGGUUACUAAAGCACCCCGAAAAUGAAUUCCAGCUCUCCUAAAGUAACAUUUUUCACCCCCCCCGCAAAAUGCAAAAUCAUACAGUUGUACAAAAAUACACCUUGAAAAUGGUUUGCUCCAGCCAAUCCCUCCCGCCACUCCCCAAGUGGCAUCUGAGCACUCUACCUGCACAAAACAAUAUGCUGCAUGUGCCAGGCAUACAGCAGGAUACUUACUGUAUAUGGCACAUUUCUAUUAAUUUAUGCUAUUAUCAUUACCAGUCCUCAUUCUUGCCACAUUUAACUGGUCACUUUUUAAUAUAGUUGGUGUUACAGAAUAAAAAUAAUCAGGGGGUCAGACAGCCCCACCGUCCUCUGUUUGAAUUGGAAUGACAAAAGUUAUUGAUCUAUCAUGUAUAUGUGAUAAUAUUAAAUCCAAUGUGCUACAGAAUACCUGAUUAACCCGUUAACAUUAUAAAGUUUUCACAAAAGUACAUUUCUGUCAGUGUUUUCCACAUGUGUUACAUUUCAAAUAAAAGUUCCCCAAAACAAGUCCAUGGUCCAUUUUUUGUACUCAAUAUGGGGGCGGUUAAGUCCAUCCAAAAAUGCAUCCAAUAAAAGAGAUUGCAGAGCUGCUACCACAUCAAAAUGAGUUUCUUGCCUCAGAAAUCAGAAGGGUCAGAACACGUUUAUUUUAACAUUUCAUUCCCUUCCUGUUUUUCUGCGUCACAACAUUCAAAUAUCACUGCUAAGAUUUGACAAUUGAGUCACAAAUGUUCUGAAUUCUUUUCUUUCAAAAAUGUGGGAAGGAAAUUGCAAUAAAAUGUACAAAGGAGUAAAAUUCUUUUUUCCGCCCAGGAUCUGGGCACCCUGAAACUUAUGAUCCUCCUCGCUGUAGAGGGUCAAGGCCUCACUGUACUAAACAAUACCAAAUACAACCACAAUAAUAAACAUUGUAAAAUGAAUACCUUUUUUUUUUUUAACAAAUUCAUUCCAAGGUAUUAUUUCUUGUGGCCAGCGAAUGUUAUGGAAAAUGUACAACACAAGCAUCGCUGAAUGCACUUAGUGUGCGUCUCGGAAGGAGCGUGCCAGGCCACCGGCAUGACUCAAUUCAGCUGCAAAAGUCGAAUUCGUGGACUGUCGCAACAAAGAGACAGGAUGAUGCA